UUGGCUCACGCUGGAGCUCACAAGUUGGUCAGCAUCAGUCUCGUCUGGUUUCUCAACAGCAAGACGCGUGUACUUUUGUUCCUAUCCGCAACAACUUUCCACCUCGUUUAUGAACUCAACAUGACGUUCAGAAGGCUGAAGAAGGUGAACUCCAGCGGACAUGAAGGUGGACCCGCAUCUCAAGACAACGACAUUUAUUUCACCUCGUCAAAGUCCGACAGCUGCAGGACUGUGGACUUACCGACAAACUCCUCGGACGUUUACAACUACAAGACUUUGGCUUACUCUGGGGGGACGCUGCCCAGAAACUUCAAAAAGGGUGCUGGGCUACAGAAGUGGAAACCCCUAACACAGUCACCAGAACCACAAAGAAAGGUGGUGGUCCUGGAGAAAAAGGAAGAGGAGUCAUUUGGAUUUGAGAUCCAGACUUACGGCCUGCACCAUCAAGACCAAAACUCGGUGGAGAUGUGCACGUUCGUGUGUAAGGUACACGAUGACAGCCCGGCCCAGCAAGCAGGACUUAAAGUUGGGGACACCAUCGCAAGUGUGAACGAGGCCACUGUGGAGGGAUUUCGGCACAAGGACAUCGUUCAGCUCAUAAGGGCCUGCGGCAACACACUCAGGCUGGAGACAGUUUACAGUGACUCAAUCCGAAAAGCAGAGCUGGAAGCCCGGCUGCAGUAUCUGAAGCAAACUCUUCAUGAGAAGUGGGAUGAAUAUCGGUCGUUGAUGGUGCAGGAGCAGAGGCUUGUUCACGGCAUAGUAAUGAGUGAUGCUGCAGUGUACGAGUCCCUGGAGUCAGCAGGCGUGUAUGGCAGCCUCGGCACUCCCAGCCCUGUCGCUCAGAGAGCCAUCCGCUGCGCCGGCAGCACCAGCAGCAGCGCCAGCCUUCUCAGCACAGCCACCGAGGACGACCCUCUCUACCAGACCUGCCUGUACCCGGUAGACGGUGGCUUGGAUUCCAUCGACCACACCAGAACAGAGAAAAAGAAAGAGCAGCAGCAGCCGCAGAGGCAGCAACGUCUCCGACCGGCCAGCGAGCUCUUCACGACGGCCAAAACGCAUCUGACCCGCAGCGCAAGCACACGCAGCUACACCAGGGGAUCUUCUUCAUCGUUGCCAUCGUCCACUUCGGGGGAGAAGCAGGGAGGAUUUAACUCCCUGCAGAAGAAGCCCAAACAGAAAAGCUUCCGCAGGCAACUCCUCAAAUUCAUCCCGGGCUUGAACCGACCGCUGGAGGAGGAGGAGAGCAAACUGUGAGCAGCAAACAAAGCUGUUCACCUAAAGUUCACAAGAGAACACACCCAGAGACUUAUAGCACCAGAGACAAACUAAACUGCCAAAGAAAAAAGAGUGACAAGGCUGAGACCAAAGUGUAAUGGCGCUACAGUUGCACCUCCCCAUGUUUGAAUGGGUAGACCAAUGACAAUUUGGCUAAGUUCUGUAGCCCUCAGUGUUUCACAGCUGUACAUAACUUUUGUUUUCAUUUGUUUUGUUCUUUAAGUUAUUUAUUUAUUUUAACAACUGUCAGGUUUUUGUACAGACUGAAGGAUUUUUUUUGUUUGUUUUUACUGCAUGCUCAGACUUUUCUUUUGACCGCUGAAUAAGUGACCCGUCAUCAUUGUGAUAGUGCAAAUACAUUUUAUAUCUACUUCAGAUGAUUCAGAUUUGAUCCUGUGUUAUUUGUUUCCGCCUAAGUCACGGUUCCUAAAAAUAAAAAUACGUGGCAACUUCA
Molecule: messenger RNA, 1735 nt
Organism: Micropterus salmoides (largemouth bass)
Lineage: Eukaryota; Metazoa; Chordata; Actinopteri; Centrarchiformes; Centrarchidae
Gene: tamalin
Product: trafficking regulator and scaffold protein tamalin
Exons: 8
Coding region: 121-1260 (379 amino acids)
Molecular function (GO): protein binding
Source: RefSeq, a predicted model, not a curated record